CAUAGUUGUGCAGACCGGGUUGAAAGGAGAGGUAGAAAUUUGUAAAUUUCGUAUGAUUUGUUUAUAGUGGUUUUGUGCUAACGCACAUUUAAGGUCGAAAUUCGUCUUCUUUUCCUAAAAAAUAUUUAACUAGAGUGGCGAUUAAAAACCUGUGAAUAAACUGAACGUGCAUAAAGAAAAUUUUGAAAACGGAUCAAGAUGCAGGAAUCUGAGCCGAAAAAAGGCAAGAGAGCCAGAAGAAAGCGCAAUGAUAGUGCAGAAGACAUUGAAAAGGUAUUGGCUGAAUUGCAAUUAGAAUAUUCUGGAGAAAAACCAGAAGAGAAGAAUGAGCCAGUUGAACAAAGUGUUGAUAAUGAUGUGGAUAAGAAAAAGAAAGAAAAGAUGGGUAAGAACAAGGAAAAAGAUGAUGUUAUUGAUAUUAAAGAAGAGUUGAAGACUGCUACAAAUCUUGAAGCAAAUGAUAUUGAUGAUGAUGCUGAAGUUAUUACUGUAAAAACUGCUGCACAAAAGAAAAAGGAGAAGAAGGAGCGGGAAAAACAGAAGAAACUUGCUCAAAAGAAGAUGGAAAUGGGUAAGCAGACAGAAGGUGAAGAAGCAAAGGAUGCAACUGCUCCAGAAAAGGAAGUAAAAAAGGAGAAAGAAGCAAAGGUACUAGAUGCUACUGAAGUGGAUGUUACAGCAACAGAGGGCGAUGAAGGCAAAAAGAAAAAGAAGAAAGGUGGCAAGGAGGAGGCGAAAGAGAAAGGCAAAGGUCCUGGAAAGAAGACUAUUGCUGCUAUGCAAGAAGCAUUGAAGAAAUUGAAGGAGGAUGAAGAGAGAUUAAAACGAGAAGAAGAAGAAAGAUUACAACAGGAAGAAUUACGAGAGCAAGCACGAUUGGAGCAGCUUCGACUUGAACAGGAACGCAAAGAGAAGAAGAAACUUAAGGAGAAACAGAGGAAAGAAAGAUUAAAGGCAGAAGGAAAGCUUUUAACUACAAAACAGAAGCAAGACAGGGCAAGAGCGCAAGCUAUGCUGAACGCACUUAAAGCUCAAGGUUUGGAUUUACCGGAUGUAGCGGACAAGAAACAUAGACCAGGAACGCGUAUAAGAUCAAACAAAGUGAAGCAACAGGUCAGCGUGGAUGAGAAGGACGAUGGUAAAAUGGAUGAGAGCAUAACAGAUACAGAUAAAGUUGAGGUAGAAAUUGUAGACCAACAGUCAAAGGAAACGGAAGAGACGCUGGACGAUGUCAAAGAUUCAUGGGAUGCUGAGAGCAGCGAAGAUGAACCGGAAGAAGAUAAAUCAGACGAAGUGCCAAAAACUCCCAAGAAGGUGAAGGGAACGAACCUUUCAUCUGAUAAAAGAAAAGAAGCGCAAAACAAGAUAUCUAGGAAAGAAUUCUCGGAAAGUGAAUCGGAGAGCGAUAGUGGCAGUGAGUCGGAUACAGAGGAAAGCGGGGACGACAGUGGUUUAGAAGACAAAGUGUCAGAUGCGGCAAGGAAAAAGGAACGCGCUAGAGAACGAAUACAACUUCGAAGGAUAGAAGCAGAGAAGAACAAGACACUGGAGAAUCUUAGAGCUGCUGUAGUGUGUGUUCUAGGUCAUGUCGAUACUGGAAAAACAAAGAUACUCGACAAGUUAAGAAGAACAAAUGUGCAAGAUGGCGAAGCUGGCGGUAUAACUCAACAAAUUGGUGCAACGAACGUACCUAUCGAUGCCAUUCAAGAAUCAACGAAACACGUUAAAGGAUUUGCCGAUAAGAAAUUCCGAAUUCCGGGCUUAUUGAUCAUAGACACUCCUGGUCACGAAUCCUUUAGCAAUUUAAGAAACAGAGGAUCUUCUCUUUGUGAUAUAGCGAUAUUAGUAGUAGACAUUAUGCAUGGUUUAGAACCACAGACUAUCGAAAGUAUUAACUUACUGAAAACGAAGAAAUGUCCUUUCAUAGUAGCUUUAAAUAAAAUCGAUAGAUUAUACGAUUGGCAAACUAUAAGUCGAAAAGAUAUUCAAGAUAUAGUGAAAAGCCAAACAAUUAAUACACAGCGAGAAUUCGAAACCCGUUCGAAGGAAGUAAUCGUGCAAUUUGCUGAACAAGGCCUGAAUGCCGCAUUGUUUUAUGAAAACCCUGAUCCUAAAACUUAUGUUUCCCUUGUGCCCACUAGCGCAAUUACAGGUGAAGGUAUGGGUAACCUUUUGUUGUUAAUAGUAGAGGCCUGUCAAGGCCCAUUAGCUAAGAGACUCAUGUAUAGUGAAGAGCUUCAAGCUACCGUUUUGGAAGUGAAGGCAUUGCCGGGUCUCGGCACUACGAUAGAUUGUAUUCUAGUCAAUGGAACAUUGAGAGAGGGUGAAACGAUGAUAGUUGCUGGUACAGACGGUCCUAUAGUGACUCAAAUACGUUCGCUUCUUAUGCCACAGCCGUUGAAGGAAUUGAGAGUCAAAAGUGCGUAUAUUGAACACCGGGAGGUGAAAGCCGCACAAGGAGUGAAAAUUGCUGCGAAGGACUUGGAGAAAGCAAUUGCAGGAUUGAAUCUCCAAGUGGCUCAGAAACCGGACGAGGUGGAAAUCCUGAAGGAAGAAAUCGCGAAAGAGUUGUCCAGCGCUCUCGGUAACAUUCGCCUCGCGGAACGCGGAGUUUACGUGCAAGCAUCGACCUUAGGGGCGCUCGAAGCGUUACUGGACUUUCUCAAAAGCAGCAAAAUACCGUACGCUGGAAUUCGUAUCGGCCCCGUUGUCAAGAAGGAUGUCAUGAAGGCGUCUAUCAUGUUGGAGCACGACAGUCAGUACGCUACGAUUCUCGCGUUCGACGUGAAGAUCGAGAGAGAUGCCCAGGAAUUGGCGGAUUCCCUCGGGGUGAAGAUCUUCCAGGCGGACAUCAUUUAUCACCUCUUCGACAAGUUCACCGCUUACAGAGAAGAACUGAAACAGCGCAAGCGGGACGAAUUCAAGCAUAUCGCUGUGUUCCCCUGCAAGCUUCGCGUUUUGCCGCAGUACAUCUUCAACUCUCGAGAUCCUAUCGUGAUGGGUGUGAUGGUCGAGGCCGGGAUCGUCAAAGAAGGAACACCGCUCUGCGUGCCCAGCAAAGACUUCGUGGAGCUGGGCCUGGUCACGAGUAUAGAGUACAACCAUAAGUCCGUGGAGUCUGCGAGAAAGGGUCAAGAGGUGUGCGUGAAAAUCGAGCCGAUACCUGGAGAAGCGCCUAAGAUGUUUGGACGUCACUUCGACGAGAAGGAUUUCGUCGUGAGCAAGAUAAGCAGACAGAGCAUAGACGCGUGCAAAGAGUACUUCAGAGACGAUCUGGUGAAGACGGACUGGCAGCUGAUGGUGGAACUGAAGAAGCUCUUCCAGAUACUCUAGGAUUCACUGUCCACGGCGGAAACUUGGAGGGUCCAACGGCGGGUCCUUCAUGCUGACACCAGGACGAAAUCUGCGAUCGAGGAGUGGACGAGCCUCCUUGGAUCCGUAACCGAUCGUUGUCGAUCGUUCUCCCAAUUUGUAAUAUACACGCCGAAGUUUUCGAUCUCUCUGCCGUUGUGUUUGAUAUCCGCAAAUAAUCGGCGCGCACGCCCGUCAUGCUUCGUCCUGUGAGAUCCCUCGAUCGCCUCGGGUUUCUUUGCACGCACGAUAUUACUUCGCGAAUAAAAACUGACAAUGAAAUAUA
This is a messenger RNA of Colletes gigas, 3637 nucleotides long. It is a transcript of the gene eIF5B, whose product is annotated as eukaryotic translation initiation factor 5B. NCBI's taxonomy places the organism in Eukaryota, Metazoa, Arthropoda, Insecta, Hymenoptera, Colletidae. The transcript is spliced from 15 exons. Gene Ontology annotation, molecular function: translation initiation factor activity; GTP binding; GTPase activity. Bases 199 to 3333 code for a protein of 1044 amino acids. The record is from RefSeq and is a predicted model, not a curated record.